AUUAUUGAUGGCGCGUGGCGGUCAAAAUAAAGUCGACGUCAUCCAAAACAAUAAAUACUGCUGAUGGCAUGCAUCUUCGCUCAGUUUAUAUCCUGAAAAGAAUAUGAAUCGUUUUAUUUUCUUCCUGGUGAUCGUUGCAGUUGUUGGACUUGCCCAUGGUUGUUUCAUAAAAGAGUGCAAAGGAAAUUGCAUACUGUCUUAUCCCAACAACGGAGGAUGUCCAACUUGCGAAUGCAACAUUCCACCCCCUCCACCUGGAGGAAUGAUGUGUUCUCCACCAAAAUGCAAAGAAGAUUGCGGCAUCGACUAUUCCACCGAACCGUGUCCCAGUUGCAAGUGUUAAUAAUUUUAAGUAUCGAUACUGAUACCAGUAUUCACGCGUUUAAGAGCUUAAAGUAAACCUCACAACUCGUAACGACUCUACCACAUUUUAUUGUCCAACUGUACAAGAAAUAUUAUGAAUAAAGUUAUAAACUUCCAAUUAAAUCUCA
Parasteatoda tepidariorum (common house spider) is the source of this 491-nucleotide messenger RNA. The record is from RefSeq and is a predicted model, not a curated record. Lineage: Eukaryota; Metazoa; Arthropoda; Arachnida; Araneae; Theridiidae.